AAAAAAUAAAUAAAGUUUUAUAGAAGAGAAUUUGCAGGUUUCUCAAAAAAAUUUUGCAGAGAGAGAUAGAGAUGGAUAGGCAUAGGCUGGGACUGAGCACGAGAUGGAUAGCAACGGUGGCGAGCAUAUGGAUCCAGUGCAGCUGCGGUUCAUCCUACACCUUCUCCAUCUACUCCUCCGUCCUCAAAUCAACCCAAAACUACGACCAGUCAACGCUCGACACCGUCUCCGUCUUCAAAGACAUAGGUGCCAACGCCGGCAUCCUAUCGGGCCUCCUCUACUCCUCCGUCACGCUCAAUUCCUCCUCCUCUACCUUCCUCGGACCCUGGGUGGUCCACGUGGCCGGUGCGAUCCAGUGCUUCCUAGGCUAUUUUCUGAUGUGGGCCUCCGUCGUUGGAUUGAUCCACCAGCCUCCGGUGCCGUUGAUGUGCCUCUUCAUGUUUCUCGCAGCUCAUUCUCAGACUUUCUUCAACACCGCCAACGUUGUCAGUGGCUUAGAAAACUUUCCGAAUUAUGGUGGGACCAUCGUUGGAAUCAUGAAGGGCUUUCUCGGUAUCAGUGGAGCAAUACUAAUCCAAAUGUAUGACACACUAUGCAAGGGCGAACCAAGCACAUACCUUCUGAUGCUUGCUUUGUUGCCUACACUUGUCUCUCUUGUGCUUAUGUUUUUGGUGAGAAUUUAUAAAGCAACCACAGCUGAUGACAAAAAGCACUUAAAUGGUUUCUCUGCGGUAGCUCUAAGCAUUGCUGGUUAUCUCAUGAUUAUCAUAAUUUUGGAAAACAUAUUCACUUUUCCAUUAUGGGCAUGCAUUUCUACAUUCAUUCUUCUUCUGAUUCUAGUUGUAUCACCUCUUGGAAUUGCAAUCAAGGCCCUGAGGGAGGACUCAAAUAGAUCAUUACAAAAAUAUUCAAUUGAGAAUAAUCCUUUAACAGACAAUGCUGAGCAAAUCACAUCCCCUAAAUUUUCUACAGCAGAGGAUCCUAUAGAGUAUCAUCAAUUGCCAAGUGGUGACAGCAAAGUCAAGGGAACUUCUGAUGACAAAAUGCUUCUCAAUGAAGAACAGUUGAAUCUUUUGCAAGCCAUGCGUACUGUAAAUUUCUGGAUGUUGUUUAUUGCCAUGAUAUGUGGAAUGGGCUCUGGGCUGGCUACGAUUAAUAACAUGAGCCAAAUAGGGGAAUCUCUAAAUUACACAACUACAGAGAUAAAUAGCUUGGUUUCUUUAUGGAGUAUCUGGAAUUUUCUUGGCCGUUUUGGAGCUGGAUAUGUAUCAGAUUAUUUUCUGCACUCCAGAGGUUGGGCAAGGCCAUUGCUGAUGGCUUUUACUCUUGCCACAAUGACUGCUGGCCACAUAGUUAUUGCAUCUGGUUUUCCCGGAAAUUUGUAUGUUGGUUCAAUCCUAGUGGGAAUUUGUUAUGGUUCUCAGUGGUCAUUAAUGCCCACCAUCUCUUCUGAGAUAUAUGGUGUUAGGCACAUGGGUACUAUUUUCAACACUAUUGCCAUAGCAAGUCCUGUGGGAUCUUAUAUUUUCUCUGUGAGAGUAAUUGGUUAUUUUUAUGACAAGGAGGCAUCUGGUGAAGAUGACUCAUGUUCUGGUACUCACUGCUUUAGGUUAUCUUUUUUUAUCAUGGCUUCUGUGGCUUUUUUGGGGUUCAUUGUUGCUGUUGCAUUGUUCUUUCGGACUAAGAGAUUCUAUCAGCUAGUUGUGCUUAGAAGGUUAAGGCAUGCUUUAAAAUGAUGAGAAGUAAAUAUGAGAACUUUGUGUAUGGUGAAAAGGAAAUAUUAGCUGAGGCCAUAACCUUUGUGAUUUUUUCUGGGUGUUAUAUAUACGGUGGUUUAUUUGAUAUCGGGUGAAAUGGUAUCUGUUUGUAUGAUAAAAGGAAAGUUUAUGGAAAAACUUUUAUUGUUGUAUUUUGUCA
Molecule: messenger RNA, 1917 nt
Organism: Quercus lobata
Lineage: Eukaryota; Viridiplantae; Streptophyta; Magnoliopsida; Fagales; Fagaceae
Product: protein NUCLEAR FUSION DEFECTIVE 4-like
Exons: 2
Coding region: 72-1736 (554 amino acids)
Cellular component (GO): membrane
Molecular function (GO): transmembrane transporter activity
Source: RefSeq, a predicted model, not a curated record